Belonocnema kinseyi is the source of this 1107-nucleotide messenger RNA. RefSeq lists its product as uncharacterized. NCBI's taxonomy places the organism in Eukaryota, Metazoa, Arthropoda, Insecta, Hymenoptera, Cynipidae. The transcript has 5 exons. The coding region runs from base 335 to 826 and encodes 163 amino acids. The record is from RefSeq and is a predicted model, not a curated record.
CGAGUGACAAUGUAUGUACGGAAAUCGGUCUCCUCAAUAUUACUCCGUGAGGUAGCCAUAGCCAUUAAACUUAGUGUGGUGUUGCCACGCUGAUUGCUUCACUAAUAUGGGAUGUAUACGUAUAUUAUAGGUUUGUUUGUGUCUUGAACGAUAGUGUACAAACCUAAUCAAAAUUUUUGCUAAAAAUUUGGGAGAAAGGCAAUGGCGUUUUGGAUCGACCUGAGUUUAAACUUUUGGAGCAAUUUCGCGCUCGUGAACUACCUUAAAUUUUGAAUUUGUCGUACAGUAAGAAAGUACUGUAGCUGCUGCAAACAGAGAUUGCUGACCUUCAACUAUGACAAUGACACGUUUUCCUCGAAAAAAGAUUAUUCCAAUGGAGGUGACUUUAGAGGAAGCUAAGACUAAGAAGGAUGGUCUAGUGGUGAUGGUUGCCGGAACGAAAGGGCUCGGAUUUCAGAUAAUAGAGGAUGGAAAGCCUCGGGAAAUGGACCAGGUGGAGUCUGACCAUUUUUAUGAGAUAAACAGGAAAAAAGUUAUUACUAGUCCAGAGCAAUUUUUUGUACCGAUAUUCAAACCUGUGGACAAGCAGAAGGUAAUGCGUAAAGAUCCUACAACUGGCAAAUAUAAACGAAUUGGAACAAUCAACAGAAGAGGAGUUGCUGUAUUAUACAAUAGAUCAGAUAGUCUCAGAAAGAUGGAUCGGUUGGACGAUGAUAACAAUCCUGUUGCAAUAUAUAUAGCACCCAGAUGGCGCAAACUGCAACCACCGAAGACACUAGAUGCACUCCCUGUUCCAGAGGGAAGAUCGCGGCUCUUUAUUCACUGAAAGUUCUGAUGAACUUUUACGAAAAUUAGUAUAAAUAAUAUAACAUGUAUUGGAUGGAUCUUGUUUUAGUGAAGACUUUUGUGUAUAAAAUGGUUUGUAAAAUAGUUUGUAAAAUGUUUGUAAAAUAGUUUGUAAAAUAGUUUUUAAAAUAGUUUGUAAAAUAGUUUGUACAAUCGUUCAUAAAAUAGUUUGUAAAAUAGUUUUUAAACGAUUUGGCUCCUCCUGGGGGUUUUUGCCACAAAUGUGUUUUUCCGGCCGGGCUGCACUGUAGCACAAUCGUA